This is a messenger RNA of Arachis duranensis, 3504 nucleotides long. Its product is annotated as disease resistance protein RPV1-like. The transcript is spliced from 8 exons. Lineage: Eukaryota; Viridiplantae; Streptophyta; Magnoliopsida; Fabales; Fabaceae. The record is from RefSeq and is a predicted model, not a curated record. The coding region runs from base 4 to 3504 and encodes 1166 amino acids. Gene Ontology annotation, biological process: signal transduction; defense response.
GAGAUGUGUUCAUCGGCAAAAGAGUACGAUGUUUUUCUUAGUUUCAGAGGUGCGGACACACGUAACAACUUCACCAUCCAUCUCUUCAACGCUCUAAAAAACAAAUCAAUCAAGACGUACAUGGACUGUCUUAUUGAUAGAGGAGAAGAUGUUUGGCCAUCACUUGAGAGAGCAAUCGAGGACUCACACGUGUCAAUCGUGGUUUUCUCUAAAGACUAUGCCUCUUCGAAGUGGUGCUUGCAAGAACUGGUGAAGAUUCUGCAGUGCAGAAAAGAUGUUGGUCAGGUUGUUAUACCUGUUUUUUAUGGAACAGAUCCGUCACAGAUAAGGGGUCAGACUGGGAGCUUCGAGCAAUCAUUUGCGAAACAUGUACGAGGUCUGGGAGACAAUGACAUCAAAGUCAAAAAAUGGAGAGACGCUCUCACUGAAGCUGCCCAAAUUUCUGGAUGGGACUCCCGAAAUCUGGAUGAGUCUCAACUCAUCGAGAAUAUUGUGAAUGAUGUAUUGCAAAAGCGAUGUCUGCGGAGACCCAUUGAGCUAAAUGGCCUUGUUGGAACCGACGAAAUCUGUAAAAAUGUAGAAAUUUUAAUGAAAAGAUACAAAGUCAUUGGGAUUUGGGGCAUGCCUGGAAUUGGCAAGGUUUGCUAUGUAGAAAAUGUAAAAGAAUAUUCACAUGAUAGGCUUAUCUCUAAGCUAUUAAAAGAAGAAAUUUGCAUACCGAAUGUUGUUGGAUUCCAAUAUGGUCUAAAAAGGCUUGGUAACAAAAAGGUUUUCAUAGUACUUGAUGACGUGGAUAGUUUGGAUCAAGUAAAAUAUUUCUGCAGAGAAUACCGAGACCUAAAUGAAGAUAGUAUAUUCUUAAUGAUGAAGUGGAUUGGAUCCACGAGAAAAGCCUUCAAUGAGAUUCACCCUCGAGAGGGUUAUGAGGUUCUAUCUGCUAGCAUGGUAGAGUAUGCUGGCGGCGUUCCAUUAGCUUUGAGGGUUUUGGGUUCGAGUCUUCGAUCGAAACGAGUUGACUUUUGGAAAGGUACUCUCGAGAAACUGAAGAGGUAUCCUGAUAAGGCUAUUCAAGACUUCUACAAAAUGAGCUAUGAUGGAUUAGAUGAAGAAGAGAAAAAGAUAUUUCUUGAAAUUGCAUUUUUUCACAAAGGAGAAGAAAAGGAUAGUGUCACAAGCAUACUCAUGGCCUGUGGGCUUGAAGCAAGGUGUGGAAUGGUGGUCCUUCGAGAUAAAGCUUUCAUAUCUAUUUCAUAUAAUAAUACAAUAGAAAUCCAUGACUUGUUGCAAGAAAUUGCGUUUGAAAUAGUGCGUCGAGAAAGUAGUGAAGAUCCUACAAGACGUAGCCGAUUGAUGAGGGACACUGAAGAAAUUUGUACUAUCCUCAAAGAUAACAAGGGUACAGAUGCAAUUGAAGGCAUAAUGUUAGAUUUGUCACAAAUUGCAGAAAUGCAGUUGCGUGCUGAUGCUUUUAGAAGGAUGAAUAAUUUAAGAUUUCUUAAAUUAUAUAAGCCCUCAGAUCAAUGUGCUGGUAAAAUUAGUCUUCCUGAAGACCUUGACUCACUUUCUGACAAACUAGUUUACCUUGAGUGGUAUGGAUACCCUUUGGACUCUCUUCCACUAAACUUUUGUGCUAAGUUCCUUGUUGAGAUUCGUAUGUCGCACAGCAAUGUCAAACAACUAUGGCAGGGGAUUCAGGAAGUUAGCAACCUGGAGAGAAUUGACUUAAGUGAAUGCAAGCAGUUAAUAAAGCUUCCAGAUUUGUCUAAGGCAAAAAGACUGAGAUGGGUGAACCUCUCCGGCUGUGAGAGUUUAUGUGCUCUUCAUUCAUCAGUUUUAUCCUCCGACACACUUAUAACUUUGAUAUUAGACAGGUGCAUAAAUUUACAAUAUGUUAAGGGCGAUAAGCACUUAAAAUCUCUAGAGAAUAUUAGCGUCAAUGGUUGCUCAAGUCUGGAGGAAUUCGCAGUGUCAUCUGAUUUGAUUGAAAGCUUGGAUCUAAGCAACACAAGAAUUGAAAUGCUAGACACAUCAAUUGGCCGUCUAUGCAAACUUGGAAGCCUCAAUCUAGAAGGUUCUCCCGUUAAGCAUCUCCCGACCGAGCUAUGCUUGACAUCGCUUAAGGUCCUAAAGCUCUCGUAUGAUGGCCUAGUAAUCGACAAGCAACAACUUCAUGUUCUCUUUGAUGGCUUACGUUCUCUACAGAUAUUGCAUCUCAAGGAAUGUAGUAAUCUCACUGAAUUCCCUGACAACAUUGGCAUCUUGUCAAAAUUACAGGAACUAAUACUUGAUGGAAGCUCUGUGCAGUGCUUGCCUCCGAGCAUUAAGCAUCUUCAAAGGCUGGAAAUUCUGUCCUUGAAGAGUUGCAAGAAGCUCCGGAGUUUGCCAGAGCUUCCACCACUAAUCCACGAGUUCUGUGCUGAUGACUGCGCCAUAUUGAAGUCGGUGUCAAACUUGAAGACCUUUUCUAAGAAGAUGGUGGGAAAGACGAAACACAUUUCGUUCAAGAAUAGCUUGAAAUUGGAGGAAGAGUCAUUGCAGUCUGUUAUGAAAAGCCUCCAUUUAACAAUGAUUAAAGCUGUGGCUAACAAUGUGGUAGUGAGAAAACACCGCGGAGGCUAUAAUUAUAACAGUAUGGAGGUUUGUUUACCAGGAAGCAGAGUUCCAGGAGAGUUCUUGGCAUACAAAAAAUCAGAGUCUUCAUCCAUUAUCAUUACCGAACUUCCUGACUCUGAAUGGUUAGGCUUCAUUUACUGUGUUGUUCUUUCGCCAUCCGAAGGAAUAAGGAAGGAAGGCGCUAAGCUUCGAUGUCAAUGCCAGUUGGUAGGAGGCCAAAAGGGUACAUGGUUGAACAAAGCCGUCAGUGAAUUGAACUCGGAUCAUGUUUAUGUAUGGUAUGAUCCACUUCAUUGCGACAACAUUCUUAGAUUCCAUCCACCAAAGGUUCGCUUUGAGUUUAGUGUUACAACUGAUGAAGGGGAAGUGGAUGGAUCAAUCCAUAUUAAAGAGUGCGGUGUACUCCUCAUAAGUUUUUCCCUUGUGGAAAGUGUUUUACAAGAAUUGGAGCUGCAUUUGCCUGUUGAUUUGGUUGAGGAAGAAAAUGUGCUGGCCCCUGAGGAGAAGCCAAUUGCAUGUUAUUCUUCUCAACUAGAUACGCCUUCAGAAGAUAAUCAAAAUAAAUCCAUGGAUCUUGACAAAUCUAAAGGAUUACUGCAAGAAAGAAAAAAUGCGCUCGUGCAACGAACUGAAUGCACCUUACCUUCAAACAUGAAAGAUGUAGCCAAACAGGCAGAAGGUGAAGGCGACUCUGCAAUGGCUGCUCAGUUGUUAGAAAACUUGGAAGGACCGUUAUUGGACGAUCAUGUCCUAACUUUAGACGAUCAUUCCCUAAUGAAAGGCCAUGGAGGUCCUGCACUUUUCCGUUGGCUUCAAGAUCAAGCGCUUCGUUCGGCGAGCGUUGCAAGAUACGCGGAGCAGAUGAGGCGGUCAGGAAGCAAGAAAGUUUGA